AUGAAGGUUACUGGCCUCAGAUUAAAGAGGAAGAAAAGCCCUUCAAUCAAUCUGGAUGACCUGCAGAACGAUUUCCGGUACCGCCUGCACCUUUGGACAGGCACCGCUAAGCUUGCCGGGACGGAGUCCACCGUUUCCUUCAACCUGUGUGGAGAUGAGGCGACCUCCGGAGUGAGAGUGGUCAGCAUCACGGAGAAGGUUUUCACCCAAGGCGGCCAGGUGACGCUGAACUUCAGCACAGCAGAACAGCUGGGUAACGUGGCGCUGCUGCAGCUCAUGCACGACAACAGUGGGGAGGGGAGCCGCGCAUCGUGGCACGUGGACAGAGCAGCAGUUCAGGAUCUCACCACAGGCAAACUGUUCUACUUCUUCUGCGAUGAGUGGCUGGCAGCCGACCGCGGGGACGGACAGGUCGCGAAGACCUUUCCUGUCGCCACUGAGCAGGACCUGCGAUCCUUCGGGUUUCUGUUUCCGGCAAGUCUGCGGAGCAAUCUUGUAGAGGAGCACCUCUUUUUUUCCGUCGCUAUCAUGCCUACAGGAAGCAAGUUCACCCGCAUCGAGAGGCUUGGCUGCUGCCUGAGUUUUCUCACCUUGUCCAUGGUGGCCAGCGCCAUGUGGUUGAGCGAUGAAAACGCAACCCAAGUUGUGCAGGCCGUCAGCCUGGGGCCGUUCUCCUUCACCUUGAACACAGUUUACACGGGAAUCAUGGCCAGCAUCACCUGCCUUCCCGCCGUCAUGGCCAUCGUUGUGCUGUUCCAGUACAGCCGACCGAACAGCAAGGGCGGUCGUCCGGUCAGGGACGCGGAGACAGCCGGACCAGCUGAGGCACCCACACAGCAAGAACCAGCCAAGGGCCUGCCACACUGGUGCAAGAACGUGGCCUGGGUGCUAGUGGUGCUGUCUGCCGUGGGGUCAUCUGUCUUCACCGUGCUGUACAGUCUGGAGUGGGGCAAGGACAAGUCCGAGAGGUGGCUUUCUGCGUUCUUCACCACUUUUCUGGCGGACAUAUUUCUUCUGCAACCAGUGAAGGUCUUGGUUCUGGCGAUCGUCUUUUCAUCCGUUUUCCAAAGACACACCUUGAAGAUAAUUUUUGAAAAUGAAGAGGACAAAGUUGUCUUGCAGGACACUACUGUGGCGUCAAAAAAGCAGAAGGAGUUUGACAGUGGUCGAUUCCGGGUAAAGAAGAAAAUGGAAAGACUGUCUCAGAUGUCCCUUGCAAACGUUAACGAAGCGCAACAGAAGCGGAACAGAGACAGGCGAAUCGGAAACCUCCUUUGGGACAUCAUCCUGUCUUGUGCUCGCCUCCUGCUUGCUCUGACUAUCAUUAACGGACACCACAACACCAACACGGCCUUCCAUCAGACACAGAGCGCUGCAGAAAAUUUCGUGCAGUCCAUUGACGACGUGACAGAGCCUUCUGCCGUCUGGCCCUGGCUGAACGAGACCGCUCUGGAGAGCUUCUACCCGGAGACUUCCUACAAUGACGACAAGCCCCGCUGGUGGGAGAAGGUCUUCACAACCGACAUGCAGUCGGUCCUGGUCUCCCCACCCAUCCUGAUUCAAGCCCGAGUAAAGCCAGGGCUGUGCAAAGUGCCUGCGACAAUGCAGGACUUGUUUGAUGAAUGUACAGCAGCGUAUGGUGAAAAUACGAAGGAGACCGGAGUGUUUCAAAAGGGGUGGAAGAGGGUUACGAAUAUGUCGGAGGUGGAGUCAGAAACCUCUGGAUGGUGCCAUCGUCCCAUCGGUUACACCAUCAAACCCGUCUUUGGUGUAAAAUCGCACUACUGGGGAGACGGCUUCAGUCUGGGCCUGGGAGAUUCAGCAGACGAGAUGCGCAGCAUCCUAGCAGACCUGAAGUCCAACCACUGGAUUGACAAGCGAACAAGAGCCGUCAUUGUGGAACAAUUCGUCUACAACGGAAACUUGGAUAUGUUCACUUCGGUGACGGUAGUGUUUGAAUUUACCGAGAUAUCCGGAGUUUUCUCCCAUCGUCACCUACACACCUUCCGACUUCAUCAACAGCCAGGUACAAUCGGGUACAUCUACGUCCUGUUGGAAAUAAUUUACGUCAUCUUUCUCCUCUACUCACUGUGGAAAGAGGCGAAAACGGCACGAGAAGCCGGCUGGGCCUACCUGACGGAGCCAUGGAAUAUCUUCGAAAUCUUUAAUUUCAUCUUGGCCUUCACUGUCAUUGCCUUGUACGCCACUAACAGAGUCUAUGGGACCAUGGCUCUGGCGGCUGUCAAGCAAGAGAAAGAUCCACUCCAAUAUCUCAGAUCCGUGGUGAACAUAAACCUGCUGUACGGAUGGUUCCUGUCUUUCCUCGCCUUUGUCAACAUCAUGAAGUUCCUGCGACUGUUGAGGUUCAACCCACUCCUGUCCAAGCUGAUGUCCGUCUUCCGGGGAAUGGCGGUGGAGUUCUCUGCCUUCAUCUUCUACUUCUUCCUCUGCUUCUCAGGAUUUGGGAUCAGCGCUUAUUUCAUGUUCGGUGCCACCGCAACAACGUCCAUCAGUAUGUCCUUCUCCACAUUGUUCCAGAUGUCUCUUGGAGUCUUUGACCACACGGAGCUGACGGAGGCAAACCCCAUCCUCGGCCCCAUCUACUUUGUAACAUUCAUUUGCUUCAUGUUCCUGGUUCUGAUGAACAUCGCCGUGGCGAUCAUCGACAGCGCACUUCCGGACGUGCGGAACCACGUCAUGCCUGAAGAGGACCGGUACUUCAUCCAAGGGUUGUGGGAACGCUUCACCUCCCUGCUUGGGCUUCAGGAGGCGCCAGUCACAGACGUCCACAUCGUGGAUACGCUCCAUGACAGCCUUAUUGAGGUUGAGAUCCAAGUUGAGAGACUGUGGUUGAAGAGACUGUCGCUUUUCAGCUGCAGGAUGAAGAAUACGGACCUCCCUACGAAACCUGACUUCGUCCCGCCAGUCAAGAACGUCCUCAAGGACGGAGCCGAGGAACGUCAAGCUCCAAGAGAAGACCUUCCCGUCAUUGUUAUCCGCCCUGCUUCCCACAACAACGGCGUAGUGGACGAAUCCGGGAACAGCGCAAUGGCGGAGGUGGGUCCAAGUUCAAGUGACAGUUACGAAGAAGAAAAUGUCGCAGAAGAUAAAGAUUUGGCUGUGGUCAAGUCCUCCACACCUCUUUCGCUUGGAAAGAUGCUGACAUACAACGACAUCCAAGCUGCCCAAAACCUGCUCCGCCGCCAGUAUCCGGCACUCCAAGGGCUGGAAGACCCUGUAUUCGGUCUCUAUGACGUAGGAUUUGCCAAGUUGACUGGAAAGGGGCUACAAAUCCACCACAGUGGUAGCGGUACCAUGCACUGGGUGCUGUCGUCUUACACAGACGGACAGGUAUGCCUGUAUGACAGCCUCGGUGUCGCCAUGAGCAAAUCCCUGCAGAUUCAGCUUUGCCAGUCUUACUCCGGAUUUGCUGACCAGGAAACAAACGUCUUGGCCGUCUUGGUACCGGAGGUACAGCAUCAAUGGGAUGCCGAAGAUUGUGGGCUGUUCGUCAUCGCCUGGGCAGUGGAUAUCGCAGAGGGGCAAGACGUGAGCAAGGUUGUGUAUGACGAAAUGAAGAUGAGGAGCCAUUUGGAGAUGUGCUUCAAAGAAGAGAAACUCAGACCGUUUCCACGUCUGACCAGCCGCAGAUGGAGGGUCGGCCCAACCAGUGCACACCAAAUCUCACUGGUCUGCCGCUGCAAACACGUUGGGCGUCUGGGAAGGAUGGAGAGGUGCAAGGCAUGCCGGAGGAUCUUUCACGUCAGCUGCCUGGCAGCCAGCCCUCCCCGUGACGGCACAUGGGCUUGUGGAGACUGUGCCGUGUAG
Messenger RNA from Branchiostoma floridae (Florida lancelet), 3828 nucleotides. Its product is annotated as polycystic kidney disease protein 1-like 2. Gene Ontology annotation, biological process: detection of mechanical stimulus. The record is from RefSeq and is a predicted model, not a curated record. Gene Ontology annotation, cellular component: membrane. Gene Ontology annotation, molecular function: protein binding; calcium channel activity; calcium ion binding. Bases 1 to 3828 code for a protein of 1275 amino acids. The transcript has 13 exons. Lineage: Eukaryota; Metazoa; Chordata; Leptocardii; Amphioxiformes; Branchiostomatidae.